This is a messenger RNA of Exophiala oligosperma, 2705 nucleotides long. RefSeq lists its product as uncharacterized. Bases 83 to 1171 code for a protein of 362 amino acids. Lineage: Eukaryota; Fungi; Ascomycota; Eurotiomycetes; Chaetothyriales; Herpotrichiellaceae. The transcript has 2 exons. The record is from RefSeq and is a predicted model, not a curated record.
CCAACACCAAUCUCACCUUUAUUGCGUCGCUUCGUUUGCCUAGUCUCAGUCGAGAUCAGACACGAAUCUAUCUUCAUCCAUCAUGGAAAGCGAGUCGCUCUCACCACAAGGGCGUAAGCGGAAGCAGCUGGACACGCCCGCAAAAUCUAACCCUAAAAGCAAGAGAAGACCACAACGCCAGCGACGGUUCGACUUCGAUGUGCAGGUUGAGGACUACAAGAUAUGGAGACGCCAAGGCGCGUGGCACGAUCCCGUGUGCCUAGAAUGUUGUAAACCAGACGACUUGAUCCUCUGUCAGACAUGCAAACGCGCGUAUCAUCAAAAUUGCAUGCCGAAAACUUCAUCCUUCUGUAGCAGAACCCGCAAGCUGUACUGCGUUGUCUGUGUGGAACUGUCCUGGGAUGUGUCUCCUCCGGAUGUGUCAGCCUCUGCAACUCCUGAACCCGAGCCGGCCGCGGACAGCGAUUAUUUGAGACUUCAAACCCGACACGGCGGGAUCUUGAACAGCAGCGAGGACAUUGCACGCCCAACGGUCGGAUAUGGGUCAACAGCUCACCAGCGUCAGGUUCCUGAUACCACUCACAACCCCUCUUCUGACACGCGAACGCCCGCGCCCACGCCCGCUGCCAUCGCGGCCAACGACCGGGUUCGACAGAACGCCGACGAGCCACUGGAAUAUACGCAAUCGCCUGAACGAACUGCUCCAUCUCAAAACAUGGCCUUGUCGACUAAUGAUGAUGACCUUUGGUCCUUGUACAAAGGGACGCGAGACUAUUCAAAGAGACGAUCCCGAUUUGCUACGUUGCCGACCAAGAUUGAUGAAAGCUUGUCUACAUUGUAUCAGGAACUAGCAACAUCAACCUUUCUCCGACAGAAAUUGUCGGAGCUGGAAGCAAAAGUACGUGCCCUGGAGCAGGAGAAGCAGAUGCAAAAGAACCAGAUCAUCUUGCUGGAACAAUCGCGGACCGGGACUUUCAUGUCUGAUCAAGAACUGGCUGAGAUGAGGGCCCUCAUAAGCCAGGGACAGUCGGCGUCGACACGACUCGAAGAAUUGUCCAAUAAAUAUGAAGCUCUACAGGCGGAAUUCCAGCGACAAGGUGCAGAUUUACUAGCAAAGGACGAAGCACUCAGUGAAUGGAAGGGCAAACUGAAAGCUAUGCUGGGGGAAUGAACGUCAGAGGAAGAGGACUCAAAUAUGGCACUAAGUGAGCUCUACUAUGGUCCAAGACCAAGCUUAUAUUUGCCCUGGACGUCCAUCUCGAGUACAAGGCUCUGGAACUCGGGGAUACGUUUGCACGCCAGCUCGUGGAUCAGAGCCUCAUUCCUGACCACCCAUUCCGUGUACGUCCCGGUCUAUAAACGUCAACGGUCAGUCCGCUACGCUCACGUAUGGCCCAUUGGUCUCACAUACCAUCGGAAGGAAAACCCCGUACUCGUAGGCCAGACCUAUCGAGUUAACCAUGUAAAUGCCAUGCAGGGCGUUCGAAUGGGCCUGCUCCUCCGCCAACGACAACUCACGAUCCCCAAAGACCGCCUUUCUCCACAAGCUGAUGACAGCCUGCGCGUGAGCUUCGAGUUGUUCCAUCGGGACGUUUUGGUUGGCGGUCCGUUGGUGGAUGACCAGACGGUUGCCCUUCUUGGGUUUCCCCCCCGCGAAUGUGUGGUCGUCACUCACGUCCUGGAAGUGACAGCUGAUGGCCAUGGCAGGAAUGGUGAAGGCUCUGGCGUGCCACUCGGUGAUUUCCUCGGCGAGUUGGCUCAUCUGCGUGGAUUCCAAUUUGCUCCCCAGCUCGAACCUGUAGAGAGGCAUCGUCGACGACGUGGGACUUAUGCCUACACAAGAUCAGGUGAGAAAGCUGGUUGUAGAUCGUGUCGAAGGACAGCAAUGAAGAGGUGGUAUGAGAGGAGUGAAAACACGACAGUGUACCAAGGGGGAGGAAGAAAGAAAACAAUUACAAUAUGAAAUUUCUGCGAGAUGUAACACAACUUGGCAGGCGAGCGUCUGUCGCAAUUCCCGCUUUCCAACAAGACGAAUGCCAACAUCUCUUGAUUCAUGUCAGGGGAGGUUGAAAGCACUCCGAAGAGUCCACCCACACCUUCCAGGCGUACGCGUGUUGGCACGGGUACGAGACCAGAAUUCAUUAAUCGCAUGGAGGAGACCUUUCACACAAAGUUUUCAUUUGUCAUUUCCCCUUCCGUGGUAUCCAGCUCGGGACUUUGCGGAGGCAGACAGCAUCAAACAUACCCAGCUGUACCUUGCCACUCUUAUCAGGUGUGACCGAUGCUUCACCAUCAAACACCGAUUCGCGCGCCCCUCGAUUCACACAAUGCUGGCCUCACUCCUAUGGAAAAAAAGGAAUCGGCGGAACGGCAAAGUAUACGCUAGUUAUGGAGCUCUGCCCAAUUGCUCCGUAUGCUACUGCAUUUCAGUAUGACUGAGGUACCGCUUGCUCUAGGAGCCUACUUCCAUGCGAAUGCAAUCUGCUCGAAGUGUGGCCCUGCCGCCGUGACCAGUCACAUCUCUAGGCUUCCACUUCAAGCCUACACGGCUAGGGCACUACCGAACGUGUUUCCGCCUGACCUCUACAGCUUCAGGUAGGAAAGUGCCCGUUGAUACCACUUGAGGCUUUGCCGAUUUUGCAACUCUUCCAUCUCCCAGGCCUCCAUCCGUCGCCGGCCCGUGUGCAAGUCAAUCACUUUCUGCA